AUGGCACAGAGGAAAGGGGCAAUAAAGGAGGUCAUUUCUGAAGAGUCUUUACCUUUUAUACAGAAAAUCGCCUGCAUGCAGAUGAACCUCAGCGAUGCUUAUUAUUUCUUGAGUGGUUAUUAUAUGGAUGAUGUGGCAGUGGCCGGUGUUGCAGCAUACAUUCAGGACCAGCCUGCACUGAAAUGGUAUCAUGCAAAAGAAUCCAUGAGAUACAUCAUAAGUAGAGGUAAUAAAGUCUGCCUUCCGGAUAUUCAGAGACCUCAACUAGACCACCAGAGAUGUAUUGACUGUUUAACAACUGUUCUAUGUAUGGAAAAAGAAUUAACUGAGGUCCUGCGACGUCUGUAUGACACGGCCUUUAAUACUGGAGAUACCGAUCUAAUCUUUCCUACAAACCACGAAGCUCUGACAUUUGAGUCCAGUGCCUGCAGUGGGGAGGUGCCAGGUCACUGGUGUGUUGAAGACCGAAACCCAGUGAAGAAAUAG
Molecule: messenger RNA, 486 nt
Organism: Peromyscus leucopus (white-footed mouse)
Lineage: Eukaryota; Metazoa; Chordata; Mammalia; Rodentia; Cricetidae
Product: ferritin, mitochondrial-like
Exons: 4
Coding region: 1-486 (161 amino acids)
Biological process (GO): iron ion transport; intracellular iron ion homeostasis
Cellular component (GO): cytoplasm
Molecular function (GO): ferric iron binding; ferrous iron binding
Source: RefSeq, a predicted model, not a curated record